AUGAACAAGAAAUGCGGCACCCUCGCGCACACGCGGCCAAGAGUCACGUUGAAGAAGCGUGUUGGAUUUUUGGAGCUUCCCGGGGAAAUUAGGAAUCAAAUCUACGAGUACCACUUCCAAAGGGGCUUCAAAUGCGAAUUCGUCGAGAUGGGCGCGAAGCUAGGUCACACGCAACGCGAGUGCCUCAAGUUCCUCAGUCGAAAUCGUCGAUCAAGCGAUAUCUACGCUCAUUAUUUGCGAAGGCCGGCGCCUGUAGCGGACGUGCGCUUUUCCAGAGUUCUGGGUCGCUAUGAGCGCAUUCAAGGUCUCGAUACCCGUUGGAACACAUCUCUUACUGGCUUGAUCUUUAUAUGCAAACAGGUAUACACCGAGUGCAUAGGCUUCUUUUACCUAAACACAACAUUUGUGUUCGACUCGCCCAGCCGGAUCGCCAAUUUCUUGAAGGUUCCUUCGGCGACUAAUCUGGCCAAUGUGGCCAAGAUACAGCUGCACUACCGUGUCUAUGGCGAACCAUGGGAGACCAAGGACGUUCGAUGGAAGGAGAAACACCUUCACAGCUGGAACCGUACCUGUAAGACUGUUGCCAAAAAGCUGACCAAUCUACAACAUAUUGACAUCUGGAUUUACACUCGUGAGAGGAGCUUGCGCUUCGGCAUGGAUGAGCCUUACCUUAAACCGUUCUGCUGGUUUUGCAAACGCCUUGACCCUAGCAGAACCCUUGCAAAGUCACUGAUAACAUCAAACGUGCACCUCAUUACUGCUUAUAACAGAUGGGACUCAUUCACAGACCGAAGCUUGCAAUUGGCAUCACUACACCUUCACAAGUUGUUCGAGGAAGCAAUCGGUUGUGUGAUACUUGGUGCGAACCCAGAAGUGGCCAUGAAGGACUUCAAUGGUGCAUGGGAGAAUCAGUAUACUCAGUGGCAUCACCAUCUGCAGUUUGCAAGGACAGGAUGGUAG
Paraphaeosphaeria sporulosa is the source of this 960-nucleotide messenger RNA. RefSeq lists its product as uncharacterized. The transcript has 2 exons. NCBI's taxonomy places the organism in Eukaryota, Fungi, Ascomycota, Dothideomycetes, Pleosporales, Didymosphaeriaceae. The record is from RefSeq and is a predicted model, not a curated record. The coding region runs from base 1 to 960 and encodes 319 amino acids.